This is a messenger RNA of Sphaeramia orbicularis (orbiculate cardinalfish), 2737 nucleotides long. It is a transcript of the gene trmt9b, whose product is annotated as tRNA methyltransferase 9B. NCBI's taxonomy places the organism in Eukaryota, Metazoa, Chordata, Actinopteri, Kurtiformes, Apogonidae. Gene Ontology annotation, cellular component: nucleus; cytoplasm. Gene Ontology annotation, molecular function: tRNA binding; S-adenosylmethionine-dependent methyltransferase activity; tRNA (5-carboxymethyluridine(34)-5-O)-methyltransferase activity. The transcript is spliced from 4 exons. The coding region runs from base 300 to 1589 and encodes 429 amino acids. Gene Ontology annotation, biological process: tRNA methylation; tRNA wobble uridine modification. The record is from RefSeq and is a predicted model, not a curated record.
GCCUUUGAGCCCAACAUGCUGUGGAUUUGACACGGUCCGGCUCUCCGGACGCUGCUGGUGGGUCGUCCACACCUUAGUCCGCCUCUUCUGCCGCCGUCGACCGUGAUGCCGCCGGUGUGUCCGCGUCCUGCCGGUGCGUCCGAUCCACGGCGCGGGUCACGCGUGUAGCUCCGGUCACAGAUGAACACAGGGAAGUUUUCCUCCCGUGACCUGAGGACACAGGCGGAUCAUUCCACGGUGCUGCUCGGUUUGGAUGGCAUGAUGCUUUGAGGGAGUUGCAUGAGGCAGCCGGGGUGAUCAUGAUGGAGGAGGCUGCCAGCCGGCUCGAGAGAGACCAUGUGCACAGCGUCUAUGACAAGAUAGCUCCAUAUUUCAACGACAGCCGCUAUAAAGCCUGGCCCAAAGUCAGACAGUUCCUGCUCGAUCUGCAGCCGGGAAGCAUAGUCGCUGACAUCGGCUGUGGAAAUGGCAAGUAUCUCCACAUCAAUAAGGAGGUGUUCAAGCUGGGGUGUGAUGUGUGUCGACCCUUGGUGGACUUUGCCUGGAGCCAGGGACACGAGGUGCAGAUGUGUGACGGACUGCAUUUGCCUUACAGAGACGGCUGCUUCGACGCCGUGCUCUCGAUUGCAGUCAUCCAUCACUUGUCCACCAAAGAGCGACGUAUCCGAGCAAUAAAGGAGAUGGCUCGCACCUUACGAGUGGGUGGACGCAUCAUGAUCUAUGUGUGGGCCAUGGAGCAGAAACGUCGUAAAUUUGAGAAGCAAGACAUCUUUGUACCCUGGAACCCGAACCCUCUUUCUCCCUCCAACUCCAGCGGGGAACGCUCCAAACCCAGGAGGAGGGCAACAGCACAGAGCGUGAGCGAAGCCAUAGACAACAGUGAUAAGCACAGAAAGGUUAGAAGCACAUCCUCCGUGGCAGACGAAGGAGAACUGACCUGCUCCACGCCACAGCAGAGAACCCAGAGACUGUGGUUCUUCUCCAGGUCUUUGGAUUCUGUGUUCGACUUCGGAAGCCUCGCCGUCUCCCGCUCGUCCUCCAGAGAUUUGAGCACUUUAUCGUCACCCCCGGGGGAAAACACGGGGAACAGGGCAGGCGUUUGCGGGAGAAGACGAGGCCUUAUCAAGCAAGUGUCAAACUUCUUUUCUCCUCCGUCUGUAAUCGGAUCAGAAGAGGAUGUUUUUGACUCGGUCACAGAUGGGCACAAGGAGCAAAACAGCCCCGGGGCAAACAAAAACACAGCCGCCGACAGCUCAGAAAACCAGAGUGUCCCUGUCUCUUUAGCCCAGGAGUGCGGCGCUCUGGCACUGCCAGACCUCGUCUCUUUCCAGAAGGGACACCUGACGCAGUCUGGAGACGAGAGUGACGGAGAGCCGCAGGGAAAAGAGCAGCUGGAAAGCACACGGAGUCCUCAGGGGAGCGAGGGGCAGGUGGAAGGAUCCUGUCUGAGGUACUAUCACGUCUUCAGGGAGGGAGAACUGGCAGAGCUCAUAGAGAACCACGUGGAAGAGCUUCACGUCAAACACACCUACUUCGACCACGCCAACUGGUGUGUGGUGGCAGAGAAGGUUCAGCUCUGGAAAAUAUGACUUUUCACUUGUUUCAUCUUCACCUUUUGCCUCAUGUUUUAGCACUGAAUCCACGUUCAAUGGAAUAAAACAACUGUAAAUGUAAACUACGAAUCAACAGUUGAUGCCAAGAUCUCCAUUUUUGGACUGAUGACACUCAGCAACUACAUCUGCGUUUCUGGAUGUAGACAUUUGUCAUUUUUAUUUUAUUCCAUUUUAUUAUGUAAGUUUUUACAUUGUGAAAUAAGUUGUUUUUUUUCCACAGCUUCUCCAGCAAAGGCAGACAGCAGUGUUCAACAGUGGCUACAAUUAGAUGAAACCACAUUUUUACAGUAUUUUUGUUUCGUUACAGGAGACUGAUAAGCACUAUCCAAAAACCCAGUGUGUUUUUCUAUUGGCGUAAUGACUUUGUUUUUAUCAAAAUGUGGUAAAUGAUUUUAACCCUUUUGAAGCAGUAUUUCUGGAAGGUUUAUUUUAAGAAAUGCACUGUUUGGGCUCUGGAUUUUUAUUAUUGCUUAAGAAACGGCACUAUACUCUUCCAUCUUAAAUGUUUUAACGCAUCGACUACACUGGUUUCUUACUUUCUUUUUUGCUGUGUCUUCACCUGCCUGGUUUUACUGGUACAUAUGAGGAACUAGAGGCAGUACAUGUCAUGAAUCUCUUGGCAGGAUUUUGUGUAAACUGCUUAUGUGUAAUCUGUCAUGAAGCUAUUGUAAGACGAGCUUGCACUUGUGCAGAAUAUAGUCCGACAUUUGUGCCAUUUGCUUGGUGUGUUUUACUCCGUUUCAAAGGAUGUGCUUCCAGUGUGUGCUGGAUUUUAUUUGUAGUAGUUCUGUGAAACUGUCUUGUGUUUAAAGAAUCUAGCUGAACUAUGACACUAGUGUGAUUUGCCCGAUCACCUGCCUCAUAUACUGUGAAUAUACAUUGCACUGUACCACAGGUAUGUCGCUGCUUGAUGUCAGUGAACGACAUAAAUGUAGGUAAAACUUGAAACAUACUGGUUUUAUGUACCCGUUGUGCCAAAGAAGGUGCAUAUCCUUAUCAGUACAGUUUGUGUGGACCAACUGUGGUUGUUCUGAAGUAACUCUGGUACCUUAAUGUCUCAUGUGAACUAAUAUAAAUGCUUAUGAUUUUGUUUUUCUCUAUUAAAUAUUUUGGUUCAUGAUCAU